Molecule: messenger RNA, 1389 nt
Organism: Sphaerulina musiva SO2202
Lineage: Eukaryota; Fungi; Ascomycota; Dothideomycetes; Mycosphaerellales; Mycosphaerellaceae
Exons: 1
Coding region: 1-1149 (382 amino acids)
Biological process (GO): positive regulation of DNA-templated transcription; regulation of transcription by RNA polymerase II
Cellular component (GO): DUBm complex; SAGA complex
Molecular function (GO): transcription coactivator activity
Source: RefSeq, a predicted model, not a curated record
AUGACCAACGCCAAAGAGCCCUCCUUGGCUACGAUUGCCCAAAAGAUACUCGAGGAUGCCCUGCAACAAAUCGUCCACAACAUCGUUGCCCAUCGACAUCGCGAGCACAAGAUGCUGGUGGCCUCACUCGAUACCAAGACGCGCCUGCCGCACUGCGAUGCGUGCAACCUCCCGCGACUGCUCGAUCCGCCUCUUGCGUCUCGCGUGAGAGGUACUGCUGCCGACCCCCCCAGUAACACCAACUACUGUGAUCGCAAGCCAUGGGCGAAACGGCCUGGGCAUGACAUCUAUGGCAAUCCCUUUCUCAAAAGCGAUGUCACCGGGAGACCGCUGACGAAGAAGGAACGAGAAGCACAGAAGAACAACAAAAAGGACGACGGCACGCCGGCAAGCGAGGAUCAGACCCACGAAGGCACAGGGCCGCCUUCGCCCAACGGCGAGGCGGAAGAUGACAAGAAGGCGGGUAACAAUCAGAAACUGGAAAAGGGUGAGAAAAAGGCGAGCAAGAUUGACGAAAAGCUCAAAAAGGGCGAAUAUGUGCCGUGGCACACGUGUCCAAGCUGCAAACGGAGCUUGCUCAUCACGAGGUUUGCGAAGCAUCUGGAACAGUGCAUGGGCCUGAGUGGGCGUGCGGCGAGCAGGAACGCCAUGGCAAAGAUGAAUGGCACACCCAGCGGCUCUCGUGGAGGCACGCCCAAUCCUGGCCAGGAAGGGAAUGGCAAGGAGGGUGCAGGCGACGGCGAAGAUGGAGACUCCGCAGUCAAGGGUGCUGGAGGCGUGCGCAAAAAGCUCCUGAAGAAAGGACUGAAGGAGAAAGCGAAGGCUAACAAGACUGCCAACGGGAAAUUGCCGAAGAGUCUAGCUGCGCAGCGGCCGCCCGCAGGAGGAAAGGACAAGGACAAGGACAAAGACAAAGACGCCAGCACGACGAGGAGCUCGCCAGCGCCCAGUUCGAUAGGCGAUGCGAAGCGCGAUCGAGAGGAGUUGGGCGAGGACGACGAAUCCGAAGUGCUGCAUGUCAAAAAGCGGCAGAAGCUCCAACGGAUGGGCAGCACGACGAGCAUUGUGAGCGCCGUCACAGCUCCUGACAUGGAGCGCGGUGAAAGCCAGGACGGUAGUUUCGUUGAUGGGAGCGUGGUCGAUGAGUAGCCGCCUGAAUAUAGCGUCAUGGGCACAUACAGAGGCGCCGUCGGUGUACCUGGUACACAUACUGCGAUCCGCCUGGUGCGUCUUUCACAGCUCACUUGUGGUAUACCUAAUAAUAAGAUGCGGGGAUGGGAGUACGACUGCUACAUGAACAGCACAGUGCACUCACGUUGCAUGGGAAUCAGCGUAUACGCAGGCGCACGAGCGACGUCAGGAAACACGGUGCUAAGGCCUAUGCAUGCG